Molecule: messenger RNA, 1479 nt
Organism: Lasiodiplodia theobromae
Lineage: Eukaryota; Fungi; Ascomycota; Dothideomycetes; Botryosphaeriales; Botryosphaeriaceae
Product: Proline permease protein
Exons: 6
Coding region: 1-1479 (492 amino acids)
Biological process (GO): amino acid transmembrane transport
Cellular component (GO): membrane
Molecular function (GO): amino acid transmembrane transporter activity
Source: RefSeq, a predicted model, not a curated record
AUGGCCACCGACAUCGAGAAAAUGUGCGAGAAGGCCGAUGGUAACGGGCUGCCCACGACCGAGGGUGGCGCCAGCCCAGGUUUGGUUCUAACUGGCGAAGUGUUUGAAGGCAACAAACAAUCGACGCAUCGAGGACUCAAGUCGCGCCAUGCGCAGAUGAUUGCAUUGGGCGGCACGAUCGGUACCGGCCUGUUUGUCGGCUCAGGCCAGACACUUGCCCAGGGUGGACCGGCACUCGUCUUAGGAUGCUACUGCUUCAUUUCGUUUCUCGUCUUCUGUGUCAUCACUGCCGUGGUUGAGAUCGCAACGUGGCUGCCCACGCCGGGAAGCUCCAUGAACCUCUUCGCCUAUCGAUACGUCUCUCGGUCACUAGGGUUCGCCCUGGGCUGGCUCUACUUCUACUCUCUCGGAAUCCUGGUGCCAUACGAGAUCACAGCUGCUGCCAUCGUAAUCGACUACUGGGAGAUGCCAGUCGACAUCAAUAUCGGCGUAUGGAUAACAAUUAUGCUUGUGGCCAUUGUCGCCCUCAACGCCCUCCCCGUUCGCUACUACGGCGAGACAGAAUUCUGGUUCGCCGGAACAAAAGUAAUCAUGAUGCUCGGCCUCAUGCUCGUCUCAGUCGUUCUCUUCUUCGGCGGCGGGCCUUCGCAUGAUCGUCUUGGAUUCCGCUACUGGAAAGAUCCGACCCCGACUUUCUUAACUUCCGGAGGUACUGGCCGAUUUUUGACGCUGCUCCGGAUGCUGAGCCUGUCGGUGGCGCCGUUCGCCUUUGCGGCUGAACUGCUUGUUGUCACGGGAGGCGAGAUGCAGAAUCCCCGCCGGAACCUUCCUAUCGCCGGUCGUCGCAACGACCCCGAUCUCACCAAUGGCGGUACCGGCGCUGGCUCAUCGCCUUUUGUCAUUGGAAUGAAACGAAACGGCAUUCGAGCUCUCGACUCAGUCGUUAAUGCCGGCAUUCUCAUAUCGGCAUGGUCUGCGGGUAAUUCUAGCAUGUUCGCAUUUCUUGCGUACAUCAACGUUGCCUCGUCUGCGUCAGUGGUGUUCAAUUGGUUUGUCAACCUCUCCAACACGGCUGGGUUCAUCUCCUGGAUUUGCUGCGGUAUUGUGUACCUGCGUUUUCGCAAAGCCGCACGGCUGCAGGGCAUUGAACCGCAACUUCCCUACCGUUGCUCGUGGAUCCAGCCUUACGGCACAUAUCUCCAGAUGGGAGCAUUUACAUUCAUGGCCCUCAUAAACGGGUUCUACGUCUUCUGGCCGCACAACUGGAAUGUGUCUACCUUUCUUACCGCCUACAUUGGUAUUCCCCUGUUCUUAGCCAUAUAUUUUGGCCACAGAGUAUACUGCAUGAGAGAGGCAUGGGCGCGUGAUCCAGUAGACGUCGACUUGCACACGGGUCUUGAUGAGAUCAUUGCCGAGGAAAGGCCACCAAAGGCGCACAAAUCGAGGUGGGGGAAGGCUUUCUCAGUGUUCUGGGAAUAG